AUAUUGUAGAUAUACAUAUACAUACAUAUAUAUAUAUAUAUAUAUAUAUAUCAUAUAUAUGUAUAUUUAUAUAUAUUUAUUUAUUUAUUUUGUUUACAACCUACAAAUGAUAUUGUUCGAUUAACUGACCAUUCGUUUAUUCGACCAAGAGUCCGAUUCCGUAGGAGCCGGUUAAAAGGAAGUAUACUUAAUAUUAAUAUUUAUUUUAUUACAAAGAUGUAAAUUCGAUAAAAAUAUAAAACGGCUAUAUAUGAACAUUUUGUAGGGAUAUACGCAAGUAUAUUUCAAAACAUUCAACAAUGUCUACUAUUGAACAAUUUAAAGAUUGAUUAUAAUAACAUCAUCAAAGCAUUCAACACAGAAUUAAAAUAAAUACCUAGUUGUUCUAGGUGUGCAAAAAUGCAAACUGCUAAAGAACUUUAUGUUGGAAAACAAUAUAAAGAAGCAUUAAAAGAAUAUAGUGAACUUAUUGAAUUAUAUCCAAAUAAACCAUUGCAUUAUGCAAAUAGAGCUGCAUGUUAUAUGAUGCUUGAUAAAUAUCCUUAUGCUUUGGAUGAUGCAAAAAAAUGUAUUGAAUUGGAUGAGAAACUAUACAAAGCAUAUGUAAGAAUUAUAAAAUGUUGCCUGAUUUUGGGAGAUAUUAUUCAAGCCGAAACUACUUUAUCCAAGUUAUUAGAAAUUGAUCCUGAAAAUAAAGGAAUUACCACAGAGAAAAAAGACUUAGAAUAUGUGAAAAAGUUUCUUAAAGAUGCUGAUACUGCAUAUGCUGCUAAGGAUUAUCGUAAAGUUGUAUAUUGUAUGGAUCGUUGUUGUGAUGUGAGUACUCGUUGUACAAGUUUUAAAUUAAUCAAAGCAGAAUGUUUGGUAUUUUUGGGAAGGUACCAGGAAGCACAAGAGAUAGCAAAUGAUAUUUUGCAUGUUGAUAAACAAAAUGCAGAUGCUAUAUAUGUUCGUGCUAUGUGUCUAUAUUUCCAAGAUAAUAUUGACAGAGCUUUUACACAUUUUCAACAAGUACUUAGAUUGGCUCCAGAUCAUGCUAAAGCAUUAGAAAUAUAUAAACGAGCUAAAAAUUUAAAAAAGAAAAAAGAAGAAGGAAAUGCUGCUUAUGAAAAAGAACAAUAUCAGAAAGCAUAUAAAUUAUAUACAGAAGCCUUGACUAUAGAUCCUCAAAAUAUUAUAACAAAUGCAAAACUUCAUUUUAAUAAAGCAACAGUUGCAGCAAAGUUAUCUCGAUUAAAUGAAUCAAUAAUAGAAUGUACAGAAGCAUUGAAAUUAGAUAAAAAUUAUCUUAAAGCUCUCAAGAGAAGAGCAGCUUCUUAUAUGGAGUUGAAAGAAUAUGAAAAAGCUGUUCAUGAUCUUGAAAAAGCCUGUAAAAUGGAUAAAUGUUGGGAUAACAAACGAUUGUUAAUGGAAGCCAAAAUGGCAUUAAAAAAAUCAAAGAGAAAAGAUUAUUAUGAAAUUUUAGGAAUAGAUAAAAAUGCAUCUACUGAUGAUAUUAAAAAAGCGUAUAGGAAACGAGCGAUGGUACAUCAUCCUGAUCGACAUCCUAAUGCAACAGAAGGAGAAAAAAAAGAACAAGAAAAAAAAUUUAAAGAAGUAGGAGAAGCCUAUGGGAUUCUUUCUGAUCCUAAAAAACGAUCACGCUAUGACAGUGGACAUGAUAUUGAUGAUACUGAUGGGGGAUAUCAAGAUGUUGAUCCAAAUGUAGUAUUUCAAACAUUCUUCAGUCAACAUGAUGGUUAUCAAUUCCGCACGGAUGGUUUUACUUUUCAUUUUGGUUAACAACAUUCCAAAAAUAUUUCUUUUUCUUCUACUAAUCUCUUAAUCUCUUAAAAAAUCGUUUUACUUUAGAGAUGAAUAUAUUGGAUUUGUUUAUAAUGGCAGACAUAUACAUUAAAAACAUUUUCUAUAUUACAAACAUAAUUAGAUAAAUUCUAUUGAUUGUUAUAUCAUAUAGAAAGGAUAAAAAAGCAUAAAUUAAUUUAAAAAAAACUUAACUAAUAAAUAAUUUCUAUCAUAAUUUUUUUAAAGCAUCCAUAUAUAUUUAAUAAAUGCAAAGAAAAUUUAAAUUAAUUUAAAUUUUAAACAGGAUUACAAUAACUUUAAACUAAUUAACAUAAUUCCUAUAUUUUGUGGAUACAUUCUUAUAAAUGAUACAUGUAUUUUUGAUAAAUAUUAUUAUUGAAUCCAUAUCAAUUUAAAAUAUCUUAAUAGAUUUAUGUCGAAUUUUAUACCGAUUAUUUUAAUUUUCUUUUUCAUUUAAAAAUUAUUUAUUAUUUUUUGCUAUAUAUUUUGGAUCAUUACUGAUCCAAAUUAAUAAAUUUAAUUUGUAGGCAAUUUUUUUUUAAAAAUAAAUAACAUUUUAUUUAUUUUUUAAGUAAACAAAACGAUUUACUGUUUUUUCAAUAAAGUAAAAUGAAUAGGUUUAUUAAUGAUUAUACUAUUUCAAACAAAAAUUGAAUCAAUUUUCUUCCAUACUUGAUUUAAUAUAUUUUGCAUUAUAUUUUUCAUCAGUAUAAUCUCUUACAUAAAUUUUGCUAUUAAAUUCCAAGCAAUUAAAUUUGCUUUCUUUAUUAAAUAUAAAUAUACUUAUUAAAUUAAAUUGAUCAAACAUUAUAGGGUACUCAUUGAUUUUAUUAUCUAGAGCUAUAAUAGUAUUUCAUUAUUAAUUACAAUUUUAAAUCGAUUGAUUUCUAUUAUGUGUAUUACUUUUACAGAUUUUGAUUUAUACAAAUUUUCCAAAUAUUGAUGUGUUUCGUAAUUUUAUUGUGAAUUCUAAAGAGAUAUAUCUAAGCCAAAAAGUAUUUUGAUAUGUCUGUUUCUUAAGAAAUUGUAUUUAGCAUCAUUGUUUAUAUAUAUAUAUUUUUUUAAUCAUGGUUUUAAUUUUGUCACAUCUGUUUAAACAUAUGAAUAAGUCAAUAAAAUUUAAUUGAAAAGUUACUAAAUUCGAAAAAAUAUUUAAUAAUGUUUAUAAGUAUGUAUCCAUAACAAUAUUAUAAACUUAUAAUAAAAUUUUUUACAGUCUUCAAUACAAAAAUUAUUGAAAUUAUAUAAAUAAUACAAAUAAAAAAUAUAUUAUAAAAAAUAUAAUAAAUUGAAUUAUAAAUAUUGUUAAUACAAUAUCACUAUACAAUAAUCCACUAAAUAUCUUUUUUAUUUGUGAUGAUUAUACUUUAUGUAAUUUGAUUGAUAUCAAGAAAUUAAUUUUAAUUUUUGAAAAUAUCAUUCGAAUUGCAUAAAAAAUAUUUUUUUGUGUCCUUACAAUUAAAAAAGAUAUUUAAGUGUUCUGAUUUAGAUGAAUUUUAUAUAUAUAUAUAUAUAUAUAUAUAUAUAUAUAUAUAUAUAUAAUAGAAAUAAUAUAAUUAUCCAUAUGUAUGUAAGUAUAUGUUUGCCACUAUAUAACAGAUGCUAUAUAAUUAAGUAGUAUAAAUAAUAUAAAACUUAUUCGAGAUAGUUUUAUAUAUUUAUUUAAAUAAUUGUAAAUAUGUCUUAUAUGGUAUCCUGAUACAUGUAGAAUUUUUGGUAUAAGUAUGAAUGAAUAUUGAAAAUAACAUCGAAUAUUCUUAAUAGAUAAAUUAAUGAACUUGGAUUGAUAGGUAUUUAUGAAAAUUACAUUUAAGUUAUUUUCUCUUAAUUUUUUCAUUCAGUGACAUUAAAAAAUUAGAAUAUAGUAAACUAAAUAAUAUAAUUCAUAAUUAACUUCCUGAGAUUAAUUUAUAUAUGUUAUAAGACAUGUAUAUAUAUAUAUGAUGUUUAAAUUACUUUUGAAAUGAUAAACAAUAUAUAGUUCAUCUUUCUAUAUAAAUCUAUAUAAAUCAUAUUAAAUAUUAUUAUAUUGAACAAUAAAUUAGAAGAACUUAAAGAAUCAUAUUAUCUAUGUAAUUACUGAAAUAGAAAAUUAAAGAAAUAACUGAAUAAGAAAAA
This is a messenger RNA of Apis cerana (Asiatic honeybee), 3924 nucleotides long. RefSeq names its product Tetratricopeptide repeat protein 2 (gene Tpr2). NCBI's taxonomy places the organism in Eukaryota, Metazoa, Arthropoda, Insecta, Hymenoptera, Apidae. Gene Ontology annotation, molecular function: protein binding. The record is from RefSeq and is a predicted model, not a curated record.